GGUCCUAUGCGGGGAUGUCCCACUGAAAGAGCACCGGACGUCAUCCGCUGUGCUUCCGCAGUGGCUCGUUCUUCGGUUGGCGGCGGCCCAGCCGUCGAGUCACCACCGAUUUGCAGCCUAGGUGCUCUGAUAACGCAAGCUAGGUGAGCCCGGUGCCGACUGCGGACAGCUUGUCUCGUUGCCUAUUGCUCUUUCUCGCAGUUUCACACAACUCUCUCUCUGACUCUGAUCUGACUCUUCCAUUUUUUGGCUUGCUCUCCUCCUAGCUUUACCGUACAGCUUGUCCACCAAUCUUUCCAGUCGUAGGCCAAACGAAUCACAGAAAACCGUCAGAAUGGCCGACAUUAGCGACGCCGAGCUCCGCGAAAUCUACGACUUUGCCAUCCAGUUGGGCAAAGAGGCGGGAGAGAUGCUCAUGACGGCGGCCAAGUCAAGAUGGGGAUCCGGAGGCGAGACGCAGGCAUUCACAGAAAAGGAUAACUCGGUUGAUCUGGUGACCAAGACAGACACAGCACGGUGCCCGCUCCUAGAAGUUGAAGCUUUCAUUCACACAUCCGUCGCAAAGAAGUAUCCCAGCCACAACUUUCUCGGCGAAGAGACAUAUUCGGCUGGCGCAUCGCGUGACUACCUUGUCGACGAACGGCCGACAUGGAUUGUUGACCCCCUCGAUGGCACCGUCAACUUCACCCACCUGUUCCCAAUGUUCUGCGUCUCCAUCGGAUUCGCUAUCAAGGGCAAGCCCGUCAUUGGUGUCAUCAACGCCCCCUUCUUGAACCAGACGUUCUCGUCGCUCAAGGGACAUGGUGCGUGGAUGAACGAGACACAGAGGCUGCCGCUCGUUCUAAACCCACUGCCCGCCAAUGCGCCUAGCGGCUGCGUUUUCUCCUGCGAAUGGGGCAAGGAUCGUCGAGACACACCGGACGGCAACAUGCACCGCAAGGUCGAGAGCUUCAUGAACAUGGCUGCCGAGCGUAAGGGACGCGGUGGCAAGGGUGGCAUGGUGCAUGGCAUGAGGAGCUUGGGAAGUGCUACUCUGGAUCUGGCAUACACAGCAAUGGGAUCAUUUGACAUUUGGUGGGAGGGCGGAUGCUGGGAAUGGGACGUUGCUGCAGGCUUCGCGAUUCUUGAGGAGGCCGGUGGUCUUGUAACAAUAGCCAAUCCUCCCGAAGACACGAGCGUCGUUCCAGAAGCGAAGCUCGGCGGCAGACUUUACCUCGCUAUCCGACCCGCAGGAUCGACCGAGACCGAGACGGCACGAGAGGCGCAGGAAAGAGUAGUGCGGGAGACGUGGAAGCGAGUAAGAACGUUGGACUACUCGAGACCCGGUGCGUGA
Colletotrichum godetiae is the source of this 1333-nucleotide messenger RNA. Its product is annotated as inositol monophosphatase. Gene Ontology annotation, biological process: inositol metabolic process; phosphatidylinositol phosphate biosynthetic process; signal transduction. Gene Ontology annotation, molecular function: inositol monophosphate 1-phosphatase activity. NCBI's taxonomy places the organism in Eukaryota, Fungi, Ascomycota, Sordariomycetes, Glomerellales, Glomerellaceae. The record is from RefSeq and is a predicted model, not a curated record. Bases 335 to 1333 code for a protein of 332 amino acids. The transcript has 6 exons.